Messenger RNA from Penicillium nucicola, 513 nucleotides. RefSeq names its product GNAT family N-acetyltransferase. Gene Ontology annotation, molecular function: N-acetyltransferase activity. The record is from RefSeq and is a predicted model, not a curated record. Lineage: Eukaryota; Fungi; Ascomycota; Eurotiomycetes; Eurotiales; Aspergillaceae. The transcript has a single exon. The coding region runs from base 1 to 513 and encodes 170 amino acids.
AUGCAAGACUCGGAAACCACUAUCACACCAUAUAUCCUUCGAACUCAUCGGCCUGGUGACAUGGGUUGGAUUGUACAUCGGCAUGGCGCUUUAUAUACCACUGAAUAUGGCUGGAAUGAGCGCUUUGAGGCACUUGUAGCCCGUGUCACCGUUGACUUCCUGGAUAACUACGAUCCAAAAUCAGACCGUUGUUGGAUUGCUGAGCGUGAUAGCAAUAUCAUUGGCUCUAUCAUGCUAGUCAAAGACAGAAGCUCUAAGGACAAUGCAGCUAAGCUCCGUCUUCUCCUUGUGGAGCCGACUGCUAGAGGAUUGGGACUUGGCCAGGAUCUAGUCCGACAAUGUACCAACUUCGCGCGGGAGGUGGGUUAUUCACGGAUUCAUCUAUGGACCAAUAGCGUCCUUUUAUCGGCGCGUCGUUUAUAUGAGAAAGAGGGAUACAAGCUCAAAACGUCAGAGGAAGAUGAGACGCUCGGCGCUAAGUUAACCUCGGAAAUUUGGGAAUUGAUGCUUUAG